AUGGAUUUCCGGGACAACGGUUUCGAAGGCACUCUAGCACAACAUAGCGAUGAUAUUUCGCAAGGCAGCGAAACUCCCAAGAACUCACCUUCUACGAAUGAGUUUCGCGUAGUUGAAGAGGCGCGGGUGGGUUCUUUUCGGCGUCAUUCUGAAGAAAACGUCGAUGCACAAGGGCCCGCUGUGAGACGACGAACUGAUCACCUCGUCGGUAUCGCCGCAAGACUCAGUGACACUGUUGCCGACUGGCUUGGACAUCCUUCUUUGCACCAAGGAGAAUCCCUGUACGAACACCUUGACCUCGCCCACAACCGAUCUAUCGACGUCGAAAGCCAAUACCGACAGUUACAGAUGGAUCAUCAAACUUUGCAAAAGAAGUUUCAAGAGGCAGCCACCAAGCUUGCGGAGACCGUCAGGGAGCGGAAUGAGCUCCAAAAACUCGUUGACAUUGCCAACUGUACAGGCGCGGUAAAGACCUCGGACGAUACUAUUAGAAGCAAGUGGAAGCAGCUUGACUACAAUAUCUGCGCUAUGGUAAGAGCCUUGGCCAAAUACCCAACCAGAUGCCCAACAGACCCUGUAACUAAGGAACGGUUAGAAGCCAUCGUCUCAUCUUGGCGAAAGCUGUUGGAAGAAGAUGAUUACAAGGAAUUUCUCAUCACCGCUUACCUCUGGGCUAUCGUUAACGAAGAAAUCUUCCAGAGUGGGAGUAGGUUUUGGGGAGGCGGUUUCCUUCGCGGCCUCAAAAAUAUGCGAAGGCGUCUUGCUGAAAUUGCCCCUGAGACUGAUAGACCUUCACGCUCAGAGCCGACGAUGAAACAUGUUGCAAAGUGGUCUGCUCAAGGAACUGUUCUCCUCGGUCACUUCUAUGGACGUGAUAAAAAGGCCCCCAAAAGGAGGGCUGCCUAUGAAUUGGACAAGCUGGAGCAAUUUUGUAACAUCGCUGCAGAAAAGACAGACACUGAUUUCCUUCGGGAGAUGAAGAGCAUUGUGGAAACUGCACUCGACCUUGAUGAGAUGUUGAUGAGUUCCAUGGCCAUUUUGUCGAUCCAAUGGCCGGAAACUGGACAAUCGAAGAGUCUUCCAUACGACGCAGAUGGGAUGGAUGCCGUGGUGCUGUGGCAUACUCUGGGGAAUCGUCUCCCCAGACUGCCGUUGCCUUCAUGA
Fusarium venenatum is the source of this 1164-nucleotide messenger RNA. The record is from RefSeq and is a predicted model, not a curated record. NCBI's taxonomy places the organism in Eukaryota, Fungi, Ascomycota, Sordariomycetes, Hypocreales, Nectriaceae.